CUGAAAACAUGUUUCAAUGUGGUCAGAAAAACGGUGCGCUCUAGCAAGUUUGUGGCUUUGUCUUAUCAUUGGUUACCAUUUGUUGUCAUCUCUGAUUCCACCGUCCACGUCAUCACCGCCACCGCCACCGCCAUCUACUGAUUCGUUUUUUGCUCCUUCCUCAGGAAAAUGGGAUUGUGGACCUUACUUGAGGGGUUCCUGCUUCUUGCAAACGCACUAGCAAUACUAAAUGAGGACCGCUUUCUCACACCUAGAGGAUGGGGCUUAUCAGAUUUUUCAGCUGGCCAGACAAAAUCUUUUAAAGGCCAGCUUAUAGGUCUCAUUUAUGCAACUCAGUACCUAAGAUUUCCUCUUAUACUUCUCAACUCUGUCUUCAUUAUCGUGAAGUUAGUUUCUGGAUGAUGCCUGAAAAGGUUCCAAGAGUUAUCAUCAGGUUAUUUCAAUUUGUUUUAAGGUAGGAAAAUUUGACAGUAGUUAUCUACCAAAAAAAUGAUCAAAGUAUUGUAGAAAUAUUCAUUAAAAGUAUUUUUUUUGAGAUAUUGAAUCAUUGUCCUAAAAUCAUGUUUGCCAUUGUGACAUAACUAGUCAGAAAAUGAGAUUCAUUGUGAUUGUGAUAUUAGUUGUGCGGGUGUUGUAUUCAUUUUUUAAGAAUUAA
Molecule: messenger RNA, 655 nt
Organism: Glycine soja
Lineage: Eukaryota; Viridiplantae; Streptophyta; Magnoliopsida; Fabales; Fabaceae
Product: immediate early response 3-interacting protein 1-like
Exons: 3
Coding region: 169-402 (77 amino acids)
Biological process (GO): endoplasmic reticulum to Golgi vesicle-mediated transport
Cellular component (GO): endoplasmic reticulum membrane; COPII-coated ER to Golgi transport vesicle; Golgi membrane
Source: RefSeq, a predicted model, not a curated record